Fundulus heteroclitus (mummichog) is the source of this 4941-nucleotide messenger RNA. RefSeq names its product CAP-Gly domain-containing linker protein 4. Gene Ontology annotation, cellular component: microtubule plus-end; nucleus; cytoplasm. The transcript has 17 exons. NCBI's taxonomy places the organism in Eukaryota, Metazoa, Chordata, Actinopteri, Cyprinodontiformes, Fundulidae. Gene Ontology annotation, biological process: cytoplasmic microtubule organization. The record is from RefSeq and is a predicted model, not a curated record. Bases 161 to 2434 code for a protein of 757 amino acids. Gene Ontology annotation, molecular function: microtubule plus-end binding.
GGUCAGGAGUGCACAUGUGAGAGUGAAACUCCAUCUUGGGAGAUCAGAGGUGAGACCACCGUGGCUCUAAAGUGUGCAGACUGUAAACGGCAGCUGGACCUGGUAGUCAGAGGAUCAACGGGGUGUAAAAGGAAAGACUUAGAUCAACUGAGGGGCUUUCAUGGAGAUCACCAAGAAGGGGGAUAAUGGAGAAGAAAACACCGCGGGCCCUGAAGGGGAGAUGACAAAGGAGGAUAUUUCAGAGCCUGCUGAAGGAGACGAUGUCCUGGGCCGCUACACAAGAAAUGCUUCCCAUCAGCGGACGGUUAUCCACCAGGUGGCCUCUGCACCCAUGCCUAGUGACUGCGAGUUUUCCUUCUUUGACCCGUCUGAGCCGCAGUGCAGAGAAAUUCUUCAGGAUCCUAACACCACCAUACCUGAGCUGUUUGCUGUCCUUAGGCAAUGGGUACCCCAGGUUCAGAAAAACAUCGACGUCAUUGGCCUCGAGAUCCUGAAGAGAGGUUGUGGUGUGAACGAUCGAGAUGGUUUGACAGAUAUGAGCCUCCUGCACUACUGUUGUAAGGCCGGGGCCCCUGGAAUUGGAGAUGCAGAAACGGCAGCUGGCUUUGCCCGGCAGCUCCUGGCCUUGGGUGCUGACCCCAACCUUCGCUCACGCUGGACUAACAUGAGGGCGCUGCAUUACGCCGCCUACUUCGACGUGCCCCAGCUCAUCGGUGUGGUGCUACAGGCCUCUCAGCCUGGAGAUGUUGACGCUACAUGCAGUGACUUUGACUUUGGCACAGCCCUUCACAUUGCUGCCUCCAACUUGUGCACAUCAGCUGUCAGAUGUCUGCUGGAGUUUGGAGCUAAUCCAGCUUUCAGGAACGAUAAAGGGCAGUGUCCAGCUGAUGUUGUACCUGACCCUCUGGAUAUGCCCCUGGAGAUGGCAGAUGCAGCCGGCGUGGCCAAAGAGCUCCGGACUCAGCUGAGACAGGCUUUACCCAGACCCAGCUCCCCUCUGCCCCUCACACUGCAAGGCCAGGUCAUCCCUGCUCUCUCUGAUAACGCCAGGAAACAGCUCGCCUCCAUGGGAAUCCGACUCGGGGAUCGUGUGGUGAUAGCCGGACAGAAGAUCGGGACGUUACGAUUCUGCGGCAGCACCGAGUUCUCCGGGGGCCUCUGGGCCGGAGUGGAGCUAGAUAAGCCGGAGGGGAAGAAUGAUGGCUCCGUAGCAGGGGUUCAGUAUUUCACCUGUCGACUCAAACACGGAAUUUUUGCUCCCCUGUCCAAGAUAAGUAAACCCUUGGAAAAACAUAAAUCGAGCUCUACAAAGACUCCUCUCCGCCCCCCUCGUCGCAUUGACGUCUCCCGCGUUACCUCCAAGAUUAACACAGGGUUAUCUUCCUCGCUUAAACAAACACCUGACAGUGAAAAACGUCCACCAGGUCCCAGUCAAAAGACAGAGGACGGCACCUCAGUCAGUCAGACAGGUAUUCUUUCCCGCUCCCUCUCGUCUUCAUCGUCUUCGCUGGACUCUCGUCAUCCACCUGGAGGCCGACCUCAUCCGCUAGUAAGGCAGCGGCUCCCCGCCAGGCAUCUCAAAGAGAACAUCUCCCCGGGUCCCAGGAAGACGCCGCCACCUGCACUGCUCUCCUCAUUCCGCUCCUCAGCUCUUCCCCCUGCAGGUUUCAGAAGUAGAACCCCAUCAGGCAGCAGCUCUUUGUACGACGGCUCCGAGGUGCAGCAGGGGGAGAGGGUGCUGGUGGCGGGGCAGAGAACCGGUGUUGUUCAGUUCUGUGGGAAAACCAGCUUCGCUCCUGGAGUCUGGUUGGGCAUUGAACUGGACAAGCCAAGUGGCAAAAAUGACGGCUCAGUGGGAGGAGUGAGAUACUUCAGCUGUCCUCCAAAACACGGAGUCUUUGCUCCUCCCUCUCGUGUUCAAAGGAUCCACGGUUCAGUCGACUGCCUUUCAGAGCUCACCAGCUCACGCCUCAGUCACCCCGUCAGCGGGACAAUUCGUCGCAGUUUCAGCACUUCAUCAGCCAUCGCCACUCCGAAGGAAGGGAGCAGGAGGAGCCCGGUAACCAGAAGUCGCUCCACCCCUCACCGACGCCGCUGGAGCAACCUGAGCGGUAGCAGUGGAGGACUUCCUGGAAGCACGGCUGGAUCCAGUCCUUCCUCCUGCUCAGAGGCCCAGGCGCGCCUUCACGUGGGCAUGCAGGUCUUCCUGAGCAGCGCCAACGAGAUGGCCUUCAUCCGCUUCUUGGGAACGGCGGACUUUGCCCCGGGGCUCUGGCUCGGUCUGGAGCUCCGAAGCCCGAAGGGCAAGAACGACGGCUCUGUGGGCGGCCGCCGCUACUUCACGUGUCGGCCCGGCUACGGCGUGCUAGUCCGUCCCAGCCGGGUCACCUAUCGCGGCAUCAACGGUUCCCACUUGGUGAAUGAAAAAAGCUGAAGACUACUGGAAACUGAGGAUGGGUGGCAAUACGAUGCUGUCUAAAACUUUUGCAUUUCUAACUUUUGCAUUCUAGUUCUCUGCACCGCGGAGCUUUGCGCUAAAGAAAUAACAGCUUAUUAGUCUUUAAAAGUCUGUAGGAGGCAAAGAGCACUUUAUUAAGAAGAAUCUGUUUUGCAUAAAACUCAGCAAUACUAAUCUGAUUGCACUGACAAGCUUUGCCUUCAUGGAAUUGGAUCAGAUUGACUGUAUGGGUGUUUGCAAAAUGCCUUUGAAAACAAAGAGCUAAUUUUGAUCACAUCAGCUGGGAUUUUAUCAAAUAAUUAUGAUCUAAUUAAAGGUGUCCAUGUGUUUAUGUGAGUGCAUGUUUGUCAGGAGCACUUGGGAACAGGAAAUUAUGAUUGGUUAUAAACAGACAUAAUGGAUGUCAUAUCCGGCUUAUUAUUGGUUAAUAUGAUUAAAAGAUAAGUUGAUCUUCUCCAUCCAUCAGGAUCCAACCACAUCAACAGUUGUUAACGCUAUAGACUGGUAUUUUCCUACAGAUAAAUGAUGCUCUGUUUGGUGGCAUUGCCAAUACUUAACCUAGUUAUGGACGGUCGGUAAUGUUUAAAAUUAACUUUUUAUUUAAUAUCUCUGCUGUGUAUUCUGGGUUUAUACUCCGAUGUGCUGAUAUUGUGGCCAGCAGAGUAAACUACAAACUGAAAGGAGGAAGUUGUGGCAGAUGAAACCUGGAUGUUAGGCUGUCAGACAUACUUUAGUUCUGUCAGUGUUUCCCUACCUUGGUUCUUGAUGCUCUCUAACCUUCAUGCUUUAGAUGUUUCCCUGCACCAAAAUACCUGAUUCAAAGGAAUCAAUUGCCCUAAAUAAUUCCCAUCAGAUUUUAGCCCAAGCUUGCUAAUUAUCCACCAGCCUGCAGAACCCUCAACAAUUAUUAACAGCCCUGGUAAACAUGUCAAUAGCUUUCAAAUAAAAGUAACUUUCAUAGAGUCCCUGAUGCAGCAAUGCCUAAAAGAAAUGUGCCGACUGAUGAUUACAGUCGAGGAGCCUUGACCUUGUCGGAUUGUUUCUCUUCCAAAGGUUCAGGAAAUCUUGUUAAUGCAGGACGUCAGGGUUUAUCUUUAUAGAAUAAAACAAAGAACAUAUAUAUUUUGGUGUGGGCUUUGUUCCCCUGCUUAAUAAAUGCACCCAAAUUAAUAUGUAUUUUAAUGCUUCUUACACAUCUUUUUAUCCAUGGUGCCAAUAAGUGUGCUUUAGACAUGGAAAGAUCUAAUAUAUGCAGGGCUGUUUGUCUUGAGGACCAGGUUUGUGAAACAUGGUUGUAGAAAGAAAUUCGGUGAGCGAAAUGCCGUCCUGGUUGAAAUCUGUUCGCUUAAUCCAAAUCUCUCUACAUCGUGCUACAAUGCCGAAUUCGGAGCAGAUCCUCACUUUUGCAGGCAUGCUGCACUCCCGGCUCAUAGGAAGAAAAUAUGCUGGUUAGCAGAUUUCUAUCAAAAUCUUUAUAUGUAACAUGCUGUAUCCAUAACUGAUGGUAACCUUUCUUCCUUUAUAUAUUUGAUAACUAAGUUUAUUUGAUAACAAAACCCUUAAGCCCUAAAUAUAGGAAAUAAUGCUUAAAAGGGUAUUAAAUGUACACGCAGUAAUAAGCUAAUAUGGAGAGCAAAGGAUAAGUUAGUUUGAGGGAUUAACCAUAGCUCCACACAUCUGUGCAGUGUUCUGGGAUAGAAAUGUUAUUGAGAUAAUGAUUGGUUAUAAAGCUUAAAUAUUGUAGAAUUUUGUCCAGAUUCUAACCUGCUGAGCCGUUUUCACCCAUUAUAAACAAAAUGUGUUACACCAUUACUACAGCUCAUAUCAUGCAAGAUGCAAAAAGAGCAUUGUGUCCACCAUUAUAUUCCAUAAAACGGCACUUAAGAGACGUAUGUGAAAACAGCACUCAAUGGGCCAUAGUAGUACAAGAUGCCUGAUUAAAACAGCUUGACACUAGAACCGUACAAUCAUCAACAGGUUUCAAGGAUAUAAGCUGCCGUCUGAUUAGAGCGUCUGAGCAGCUCGGCUGAGAGCGAUUUGUGCAUGUGGAAAACAAGGCUCCUGUUCAGUAAAACACUCAUGGUCCGUCCAAUUAGAGCGAGCCGGCCACAGCGGCAGCAGCAGAAUCUCCAGUGGCCUUCCCUCAUUGAUCUGUUUUGGUCAGGCCCCAUGUGAUUGAAAAGCUGAAGCCAAGGUUGACUGAAAUGUCUGCAACAGAUGAAUGGAGGGAGGAAAAAAAAAACAAUAACAGUCCUAAAGUUGAAACAUUUCCUUCUACAGUCACAGUAGCUUCUCCUUUACAUUAAAGCCAUCUUUCAUGUAUUUUUUUUCCACUUUUUAUUAUUGUUCAACUAUAUAGGCACUUGGAAAUUUCUGCACUAAUGUAAAGUCUUGAGUGGAUGUGUGACCGAAGGGGUUCAGUCUUAUAAACCUACAUGUUCAAACUCUUCCUUAAAGAAAUAAAAGGUGUUUUAUUAUCUUUC